GGCAAAGAAAGCAAACUAAACAACGGUGUAGUGAACAAAAAACAAUAACAAACAUAAAACAUGGAUAAAUUCCAUCUCGCCUCUUCAUUCAUGGCGCUAUAAUGGCGGCAUGGUGAGGCGACAAGUGUGUGCCCUUAUCCUCAAGUCAAUGAAUGGAUAUAUUUGUAUAAAAUACGUAAGCAUCUCGGCGGCCGUGCUCAUUCGACAAUAAGUACCCGAAAGGAUAACAACACCGACUAGCGGACCCAGUGUCGGCUCCCACACGCACGCACACACAAACAACAAGCAGAGAGCCAACAAGGAGGAUAGCAAGAAAAAAAAAGUCCUUUAAAGAACAAAAAAGAAAAGAAAAUUUUGCAAGAAAAAUUUACACAAGUGUAGUGAGUGAGUGAGAAACCCUUCAGUGAGGCUAAGUGCCAAACACCAUUGCGAAAGCUUACAAAUUAGAAAGAAGAAACAAGCCAACAUUUUAUUGGACAAAUAUCUUAACCUGUUGCACAAAGGCCACUGAGAUGAGGGGUAACAGCAUGAUUUUAUUCAUUUUAUGGAUGGCUUCCACAUCGAGUGGAUGGGCUCAGCGUUCGCCGUUUUCCUUACAGGCAGCAGUCGAUGAAUUACACCGCCAAGAAUAUCCUUUGAAUGCCCCACCCGGCCAGCAACCACGUUAUAUGGCCGGUGCCUUUGGUUCCGCUGCCGAUCAGGAUUAUUGGGAUGAAGACGCCGCUUACACAUUCAACACAAAGAAACAACGAAAUCGCAUAAACAAACAGCUAGCAAAAUACUUGGAACGUGAAAAUUAUGAGGCCGACCAUGGCGGCUUGUCUCUCGGACCUUUUGGUGGUUAUGAAUUUGAUGCGGAUAGCAAUAGGCUGUCAUUGCCUCCAUACUCUGAGGAACGCAAACGUUCGUCAGUCUUUAGGGAACGAAGUAAUGUGUAUGACGAUGGUCCCGCCUCAAUUUUCCGAGAACGCGAUGUUCCCGAAACCUUAGACCGCUCCGAGUUGACCGAUCAAUUUUUGCGUGAAAUCGAACGUUCCCAGGAACAUGGCCACCAGGACAGAUAUAAGGAAGCUCUGCGUAGUCUUUGGGAGAAAUACCAACAACAGGAGAAUGAGAUCGAUGGGGAUGUCUACGAAGAACAAAAGAAACGAAUGCGCAUGCCUCCCUAUUAUAUGUUAAUGCAGAAGAAGCGUUCAUAUCCAGUCCUGCCAUGGUUGCCGGUGGAACGUAAGAAACGAUUCCCCGUUUCCAAGCGAUCCACAAAUCACUUGGCCAAUGAAGGUCCCAUAAGUAGUUUAGGUAAAACCGAUGAAAAUGUGGAGCGGGAAUUGAGUGAAUUGUUUGGCAGUGGCAGCGACGAGAAAAAGAAACGUUCCAUAGAUGAUAAACAUGAGCAGGGUGUUGCAACGCCUGUACCCGAAGCCACGGCAACCUCGCUAACAGACAUGCGUUUAGAGUCGAAUAAAAAUGCCACUCACGCUGAGGAGAAGAAGUCGCCAUCCUCGAGUUCGAUGAUAGGUACAGAUCAUCAUCAGCAUGCCGGACAUACAAUGGCUGAGCAUAAACAUGGCAAGCGUAGCAACCAUCAAGGCUCCCAUGAAAGUCACGAGGAGGAUGCCGCAGAAGAGGAAGAAGAAGAUUCUGAAGAGGAGCACGAAAGUGAAGAGGAGGACGAACACGAACACGAAGAAGAGGACGAAGAGGCCAAACGCAAAAAGAAACGAGAUGCCACUUCUACGAAACGCAAACGUGACGCAGUCCCUUUGAGACGAACCAUGGAAGAUUUAACAAUGCGCAGCAAGAAAUCAAUUGAUUGGUCCAAUUACUUUGGUCUUGAUCGCAAGAAGAAAGCAAUGAGCAUUGGGGAUUCUAGUAAAACAACCGAUAUGAAGAAACGAGAUGCUGAGGAAGGCGUCCCACCCUCUGUAGCCGAGGAUUCAGAUAAGAAGAAGCGCAAUAUUGAUCCCACCAAAUUGGAAAAUAUGAAUAAAAAAUUGCAAGCCAUUGAGGAUUUUAUAAUCAACGAAACUAUUAAAUACACAGGAGCCCAUGAAGGCAUCGGAGAUCCAGAAGAAAUUCAACGCCUUAAGGAUCGAGUUCUUUCUCGUUUGGCUACUGCUUACAGUUUGGAGAAAAUGCGACGAGCCCUGGAGAAACUAAGGCAAUCGGUAGAAAACGAAAACCACAUUAUGCAUAAUGUCAUCGAACCCGAUACAUCGGACUCGUCAGAAAAUACUUCAUUAGAAGCUGCAGCUAAGCGUAGCAAAAAUAAUCAGCUCAUGAAAUCCCAACAACAAACGAUGGGCGAGGACAAACCUAAUGAGGAUAUGAGACGAAAAAUGAAGAAAAGCAAUGGAUUCAUGCGCUAUCCCGAAGUUCCCAACGAAUUUGGUGAUUUUGAGGAAACUCUCCAAAAUCCAAAUCGAUAUGAGACUCUAAAUGAUGCAUACUUGGGCAACAAAAACUAUAUAUUGGGCACUAACCAGUGUCCAAUUCUCGAGUCUAUGGCCCAACGAUGUCGAGGUGUGGAUUUAUUAAGCGGUGACAUAAACCAGGAACUUUUACCGCUUUGCGGCGUUCAUCAGCUAUGUUAUUUAUGCGGAACCUCACAAAUUGCCUGUGACUACCAAUACUUGGCUGAGGCUGAUGCUGUUUGUGGAACCAGCAAUAAUAACGACUGUCAGGCAACUGCCCGCUCUGUAUUAAUGAUUUUGCGGGGUACACCUGGACCGCAGUUGGGACCGCGUGAAUGUGUCAAGAAUUCCUGUUUGUUUAGUGCGAUGCGUGAGAUAGGACUUUAAAUGUACCCAUUGAGGAGCGAACCCUUGAAAGGUUGUUGAGAUUUUCGUUCCCAAUAUUUGUCCACUACAGGAAGCGUUUUCAAAAAAUCUCAGUGUAUUUAGUUUCUAAGUUUGGAGGAUGCAACAAUCAUCAACCAACGACAUUAGCGAUCAAAACGAAACAAAUGAAAAUCAAAACUAAUGUUACAGUAAAAAGGAAAAGUUUAAUUUAAAAAUUGCAACAAUACAAUGAGUUCUUCACUAAAUAACCUAUCGACCCAAAUCAACAAAAGAAUAAGAAUGUAUAAUUUACCAGAAAAAAAAACAAAUUAAAUUAAAUUUAAAUGUACGUUAUUUAGGUUACAACAUCCAAUUCAAAUUUCCCCCAAAAGAAAGGCGUGAAUGUGAAUGAGAAAUAUCAUGUACAACAGAUAGAUAAUAUUACCCACGAUACCGCAUACUAACUGAGAAGGAAGACAUCAAUAUCAUCAACAUUUUGAGAAAACUACUCCCAAAUUCUAGUCACAAAGAAUAAAAACACAUCACCCACACUACACUUACACAUACACACAGAGAAGAUACAGACAACAGACGCAAGAGUAAAUAAAUCCAAUACCUAUAUUUAAAUGUAUUUAUUAGAUGUGAGUAUUAUAUACAAUAAUAAAUGAAAUUUAAAAAAAAAUCACACACAUACAAAAAUUUA
Messenger RNA from Stomoxys calcitrans (stable fly), 3483 nucleotides. RefSeq names its product cyclin-dependent kinase 11B. The transcript has 8 exons. The record is from RefSeq and is a predicted model, not a curated record. NCBI's taxonomy places the organism in Eukaryota, Metazoa, Arthropoda, Insecta, Diptera, Muscidae. The coding region runs from base 513 to 2801 and encodes 762 amino acids.